CAUAACCCUAAUUCAUUUUAAUUUUGCAGCGGAGUACAUGAACACGUGUGACAUGUGUUAUUGUGCUGGUUUAAGUUAAUUUUAAUUUUCUAUUUCUUUUCAUUAUAGUUUUAAUAAGUUGUGUUAUAUAACCUUGAACUAAACUUUUAAACUCUAAAGUUAAUCUGUAAUUCAAAAUGGUUGGACAACGCAAGAAGAAGUACCAGUCAGGAGAAGGAGUACAGUACAUGUCUCGAGCUCGAGCGAUGAAGAAACUCCAGCUGACUUUAAAGGAUUUCCGGAGACUAUGUAUUCUCAAGGGCAUCUACCCUCGAGAGCCGAGAGUACGGAAGCGUGCCCAACAGGGAAAAGCAGGCAUACAAACGUUGUAUCACAAAAAAGACAUUCAGUUUUUAAUGCAUGAGCCGAUAAUCUGGAAAUUGAGAGAUAUGAAGGUUCAUUUUCGACGACUUGGGAGAGCAAAGAGCUUAAGAAAGUUUGGUGAAAUGAAACACUUGAUGAAGAAACAUCCGAAUUUGACGUUAGAUCACAUAGUCAAAGAGAGGUAUCCGACAUUCAUAGAUGCCUUGCGAGAUCUGGACGACUGCCUGACUCUCUGCUUCCUAUUCGCCAUGUUCCCCAGCCUCAACGGAGUGCCACGAGACCAGAGCGUACUCUGCCGCCGGCUUACCAUAGAGUUCAUGCAUGCCUGCAUCGCUGCCAAGGCCCUACGGAAGGUCUUCGUCUCCAUCAAGGGCUACUAUUUCCAGGUGGAGUUGAAGGGUCAAACUAUCACUUGGAUCAUGCCACACCAGUUUUCUUUCCAGCCCCAGAGCAGAAGAGAGGUGGAUUUUCGUAUAAUGUCAACGUUCACACAAUUCUACACGGUCAUGCUGGGUUUUGUGAACUUCCGUCUGUACCAUUCCCUGAAUCUGUAUUACCCACCGACAUUUGCCUCCUAUUCUGCUUUAGAAGCGAAGGGCAAUGAGUUGGUGGAUGAAGAGGCAUACUUGUCCGAACGUAUUGCAGCCCUCAACCAGCCCUUGGCACGUUCUGGCACGUCGGAGGACAAUUCUGAUGAAGUGGAACUUGAUGCUUUUCCAACGACGGAUGAUCCUGAGAAGCUGGAGGAGGCUAAGGUAGAAGCGGAGAAGUUGCGGAAGUUGAAGACACUGUUCAACGGUCUGAAGGUGUUCCUGAACCGAGAGGUACCCAGGGAGCCCUUGACCUUCGCCCUGCGCUGUUGUGGUGCGGAGGUGUCGUGGGACAAGCAGUUGUUUGUGGGCGCCACUUUUAAUGAGAAUGAUGAGACGAUCACACAUCAGAUUGUUGACCGGCCCUCUAUGGAGACGCAGUAUAUCUCAAGGUACUACGUCCAACCGCAGUGGGUGUUUGACUGUGUCAAUGCUCGGGAGUUACUGCCUGUAGAGAAGUAUCUGCUCGGUUGUGUGUUACCUCCACACCUCUCGCCCUUUAUUGACCCUUCGCGCAAGGAGGAAUAUAACCCGCAGGAGAUGCCAGACCGUUCGCUCAUCACCGCUGCAGCUGAAGGUGGAGAAGAGUCUGAGAAGGAAGAAGAGGACACAAAUAUGGAUGCCACUGCUAACUCUGGUGUUGAGAGUGAGUCUGAAGAUGAAGAGGAUGAAGAAUCUUUUGGUGAAAACGAAGAAAAUGAGGAAGAUACGGAGAAGGAUGCCCUUAGAAAAGCAAAGCGGGCCGGGAUGAUGGUGAGCAGCGGGAAGGUGGAGAAGGAGGAUCCAGCGGAGCAGAGACGGGAGGAGUAUCAGGAGUUCAAGCUCCGUGAGAAGAUGAUUAACAAGAAACACCGUAGACUGUACCAGAGCAUGAUGAAGGGACGGCGGGACCGCAUCAGAGACAAGAAGAUAUUGAUGAAGAAGAGGAGGAUAAUUGACGAGAAAAAGGGAGGGCAUAAAGAACAAAAACAAAUGGUUAGAACUUAGUUCAAACUAGAAGGUUUUUGCUAAUUAUAUUUUUACAAUUACAAGCUAUUGUAAAGAUUUGUAAAUAAACAUUAAUUGUGUACAUAAACACUUUUAAAGUAA
Messenger RNA from Homalodisca vitripennis (glassy-winged sharpshooter), 2042 nucleotides. Its product is annotated as pescadillo homolog. NCBI's taxonomy places the organism in Eukaryota, Metazoa, Arthropoda, Insecta, Hemiptera, Cicadellidae. The record is from RefSeq and is a predicted model, not a curated record. The transcript is spliced from 10 exons. Gene Ontology annotation, molecular function: RNA binding. Gene Ontology annotation, biological process: maturation of LSU-rRNA from tricistronic rRNA transcript (SSU-rRNA, 5.8S rRNA, LSU-rRNA); ribosome biogenesis. The coding region runs from base 177 to 1940 and encodes 587 amino acids. Gene Ontology annotation, cellular component: nucleolus; PeBoW complex.